Penicillium cataractarum is the source of this 1371-nucleotide messenger RNA. RefSeq lists its product as uncharacterized. Bases 1 to 1371 code for a protein of 456 amino acids. The transcript has a single exon. NCBI's taxonomy places the organism in Eukaryota, Fungi, Ascomycota, Eurotiomycetes, Eurotiales, Aspergillaceae. The record is from RefSeq and is a predicted model, not a curated record.
AUGCUGGAAAACGAUAGCAUUGACAUCCUGGGCAACAGUCCCUUUCUGCACAGGUUAUACACCCAACUGUGCAUUAUCUUCGCCGCAUCCGAGCCAUCAUCGGAAAUUACCGACACCCUAAGAGAUGGACUUGACAGACUCGCAGAAGGGUUUCCAUGGCUUGCUGGAGAAGUCAUCAAUGAAGGCGCCAGUGAAGGGGUCACAGGUACUUACAGAAUUGUACCCUCAAACGAAAAGAUCCCCUUGGUUGUGAAGGACCUUCGUGGUGACGAGUCUGCCCCGAUCCUGGAGAGUCUUCGACAGUCAAAUUACCCAUUCACUAUGCUCGACGAGAAAAUUAUUGCUCCAUGUUUGACUCUCAAUCUCCCUGGAAAUACAAUUGGGUUAGCUGCAACAUCUGCGCCCGUCCUUGCCGUACAGGCGACCUUCAUCACUGGCGGCCUCAUGCUCACGAUAGUGGGUCAGCACAAUGUCAUGGAUAUGACGGGACAAGGACACAUCAUCGACCUGCUCUCCAAGGCUUGUCACAAUCAGGCAUUCACAGCCGAGGAGCUUUCCAUUGGAAAUAUGGAUAGGAGCAAGACUAUCACCCUUCUGGACGAACCAUUUGACCCUGCCGUGGAGCUCAAGCAUCAGUUGGUGAAGCCUCCAUCGCCUGACAAGAAGACUAGCGACACCACAACUCCACCGCCGUCUUCAUGGGCCUACGUCGCCUUCUCAGAAGACUCGCUAGAGGCUCUCAAAACACAAGCAACCCAGACCAAAGAUUCGUCAAGGGCUUUCGUCUCGACCGAUGACGCGGUGUGCGCUUUCAUUUGGAAAUGCACAGCUCGGGCACGUCUGCACCGUCUCGACUCCGGUACUGAAUCUGCCUUUGCACGAGCAGUUGAUGUUCGCCAACGUAUGGGGAUCCCUAGCACUUAUUUAGGCAUGUUCCAAAAUAUGGCAUACAGCAAAGGCAACCUGCAACAUCUCGCCGAGCAACCACUGGGAGCAAUUGCGUCUCAGCUUCGCCGAAAGCUGGAUCCUAAAGUGGUCGACUUGGCCUACAACACCCGCGCUCUCGCUACAUUCCAAUCCCGAUCAGCAGACAAGACGAAAACUUCUGCUACAGCAUGCGUGGAUACUUCAUCUGGUAUUAUGUUGAGCUCCUGGGCUAAGAUCAACACCUUUGGGCUCGAUUUUAAUUUGGGGCUUGGCAAACCGGAGGCUGUUCGCCGGCCAGCAUUUGUUCCGUUCGAGUCUCUGAUGUAUAUUAUGCCUAAAUCGCCGAAUGGAGAGAUGGCGGUUGGAAUCUGUCUUAGAGAUGAAGAUUGGGAGAGGUUAAAGGCGGACGAGGAGUGGGCGAAGUAUGCUACUUAUGUGGGCUGA